Molecule: messenger RNA, 816 nt
Organism: Plasmodium vivax (malaria parasite P. vivax)
Lineage: Eukaryota; Apicomplexa; Aconoidasida; Haemosporida; Plasmodiidae
Exons: 1
Coding region: 1-816 (271 amino acids)
Source: RefSeq, a predicted model, not a curated record
AUGAACAAGGGAAAGACGUUAGACGACUGUUUAACCGCAAGUAGCUCUGACGAUAGGUAUAACUACCAAGACAGCUCCGACAUGAACAAAUAUUAUUUUGAUGGGUGCAUUAAGAAGGAAGGUUUUGUUUACAAAAUAGAGGCGAGCAAUCUAAACGCGAGGAACAUGUGCCCUGGAUUGGCACCAGACAGAGAUGACUAUCACCCUAACGAGGAGGAAGAAAACUCAAGCAAUGUUAUUGAUCUAGAUGAUGAAGUUCUCAUCGGCAACUUCCCCUUUGGUUGUUUAAGAGAAGUUGCACAGGGGUCAAUGAACAAUUUGGAAAAUGGUAACUCCCGCGUCAUCAUCACGGAGCGCAACUUGAUGAUCACUCGGAAGGACACAGACUUAACGGGGCAUAACGCACGAAUCGGGGGGAAACAAUCCAGCCACCUGUACAGCGAAAUAGUCAAGCCGGAUGCGGCUGGGAGUGAGCACUCCGCGGAGGAGGGAGACGAGACGGAGGAGAAGGGAGAAGCCGGGCGUGUAAUCUUUCCCCCAAGUUUUGACGCCACAAACGGGGCGCACGACGAUAUGGACGAGGUGGGCCGCGCGAAAAGAUCCACCUCCUCUGGAAAAAAAAAAAGGGGUAAUAACCGCGCCAAGAAAAAAAAGGAAAGUGAGGAGGGCCGGGGCAAAAACUUGCGCUCCAUGUUCGGGUUCUUCGCCAGUGCGGAGCCCGCGGUGUCCAAUUCGUCUCGCUCCUGCAGGGGGAAGGUCUCCGACGCGUCCUCCGAGUUCCUGUCCGUGAUUAGCGGCGUCAAGUCGAACGCCUGA